Messenger RNA from Staurois parvus, 489 nucleotides. The record is from the annotation of a GenBank genome assembly. NCBI's taxonomy places the organism in Eukaryota, Metazoa, Chordata, Amphibia, Anura, Ranidae.
CAGCGUGCGAGUCUAGAUACACAUGGACAGUACAAUGGCGGAGGAGUUUGCAUUAACUGCCAGCAUAACACAGCAGGUGUGAAUUGUGAGAAGUGUGCUGUGGGAUACUAUCGACCAUAUGGCGUUCCUAAAGAAGCACCUAAUGGCUGUAUUCCUUGCAGCUGCAACCCUGACCAGUCAGAUGGAUGUGAAGAAGGAUCGGGAAGAUGUUAUUGUAAGCCCAACUUUACUGGAUAUAACUGUGAGAGGUGCUCCGAAGGGUACCAUGGGUAUCCAUUCUGUCUACGAAUCCCAUUCUAUCCUGUACCUACUACAUCGUUUCCUGUAAAGCCAACUGCUGGCAACAUAAAAGGGUGCAAUUGUACAGGUGCUGGAGCAUUAAACCAUAACUGUGAUAGAGUGACUGGACAGUGUCCUUGCCGUGUUGGUUUUCAGGGUACAUCCUGCAAUCGGUGUGCUGCUGGUUUCUUUCAUUAUCCGUUCUGCCAA